AUGGAUGCAGUGGUGGCUCAGAUUCAGGACCUUUUCGAGGGCCAGAUUGAUUUUGAUGGGCAGCGUCUUGCUGAACAGUUAUACACUGCCAUUUUGUCCAUAUCUUCGGCCAUAGCUCUCGUCGUGGGCUAUAUGCAACAAGACAUCUUCCUGAGCAUGUGGAUCGGACUCGCAGGUACACUGUUGGCGAUGCUUCUUGUUGUCCCUCCGUGGCCUGUAUUUAACCAGCAUCCUCAACCAUGGCUCGGUUCUAAGGUCUCUCUGCCACGGGGUGGAAUAGUCGUGAGCGGUGGAAAGGGACGAUAG
Molecule: messenger RNA, 306 nt
Organism: Capronia epimyces CBS 606.96
Lineage: Eukaryota; Fungi; Ascomycota; Eurotiomycetes; Chaetothyriales; Herpotrichiellaceae
Exons: 3
Coding region: 1-306 (101 amino acids)
Biological process (GO): protein targeting to ER
Cellular component (GO): signal peptidase complex; endoplasmic reticulum membrane
Source: RefSeq, a predicted model, not a curated record